AUGUCCAUCAUCCAACAAGUCAGCAACGCCUCUCUGGGCGACAACUGGCGCACCAUCAACAUCGACCUUCUGGACCCGGACUCCUCGUCCAACUUCGACACGUCGGCGCUCCACCCCGCCCUCGACCCCGUCUCCGAGCAGGACGUGCGCGCCCUGGGUCAACACGUGCGCCAGCAGCUCCGCGGCGGCGAUGCCGAGGGCGCGCUGCGCACCGCGCUGGAGAACGCCCCGUACGGCGGCGAUGCCGCGGCCAAGGAGGUCCAUCUGCAGACGGUGACCGAGGUGCUGCAGAGUAUCAAGGCGAGCGAGAUGACGCCCAUGCUGCAGAGGAUAUUUGGGGCUCCCGGCGGGGGGGAAUUGCUGGAUGUUUUGAUGAAGUAUUUGUAUAAAGGCAUGGCAUCCUCAUCCUCGCCCUCCUCUUCAUCGACGCCGGCGAAACGAGCUGGAUCCAACCUCACGCCCCAAAGCACGGGCUUCUCGCAGAUGGGCGGCAGACCGGGGGCGCAGAACGAGAGUAGUGGCGCGGCCAUGAGCGUCUUGCUCAGCUGGCAUGAGAAGGUCGUGGAUGUGGCGGGCCUGGGCUGUAUUACGCGGUGUAUGACGGAUUUCAGGAAGGUGUAG
Amorphotheca resinae ATCC 22711 is the source of this 621-nucleotide messenger RNA. RefSeq lists its product as hypothetical. The transcript has 2 exons. The record is from RefSeq and is a predicted model, not a curated record. Gene Ontology annotation, cellular component: cytoplasm; Arp2/3 protein complex; actin cytoskeleton. Gene Ontology annotation, biological process: regulation of actin filament polymerization; Arp2/3 complex-mediated actin nucleation. Bases 1 to 621 code for a protein of 206 amino acids. Gene Ontology annotation, molecular function: actin filament binding. Lineage: Eukaryota; Fungi; Ascomycota; Leotiomycetes; Helotiales; Amorphothecaceae.